AUGGGGCAGGCGCGCACGCUGGCCUUCCGCAAGGCGCACGCCAACAUCGACGCCACCAUCCGCGCUGUGGAGACGGUGCUGGAUAAGUUCGACAUCCCGCAGCAGGUGGAACAACGGAUCAAGGACGGCCCUCGGCGGGAUCUAGAGGCGUAUCUAGCAGCGGUGGACAUGCUACAGGAGGCGCUGCUGUUCUUUGACUCGCACCGCAACUACAAGUCCUCUGAGGGCGCGGCUCUGCAGGCACGUGGGCUGAUGAAGGAGGCCAUGGGCAUGCUUGAAGCGGAUUUCAGACAGCUUCUGGCGAAUAACAGCAAGCCCAUGGACGUGCUGAAGAUCAUAGAGGCGAUGCCAGAGCUGGGAAUUGAUCUCGCGGGGCUGCCCCCGCCCGCACAGACGCCCGAGAAUCUCAUUCCGGGCAUCGGGCCCAGCAAGGGUGGCAAGGGGCCGCCUGUGCUGCUGCUGCCCACGCUGAUAGAGCGGUUGAAUGCGGUGGCAAGGCGCAUGAUUCAGAACGGUGCUGCCUCGGUGUGCACGCGCGUGUACAGGGAGGUGCGCGGCAACGUGUUGGAGCAGUCGUUGAAGCGGCUGGGCGUGGAGAUGGUGACUCGGGACGACGUGUUGCGCAUGCAGUGGGAGGAGCUGGAGACCAAGAUUGGCAACUGGAUCCAGUUCAUCAAGAUCUGCAUGAUGCUUGUGUUCCCAUUAGAGCGGGAGCUAUGCUACCAGGUGUUUGCGGGGCUGGACCCCCACAGGGAGAUCUCCUACGCCGAGAUGGGCGACCGCGGCCUCUCCCUGCUGCUGUCCUUCGGCGAGGCCAUCGCAUCCAGCCAGAAGUCGCCCGAGAAGCUCUUUGUGCUGCUCGACAUGUACGAGACCAUCCGAGACUCCAUGCCCAUGGUGAUCGACGCCUUCCCAGGCAACGCGUGCAUCCCAUGUCGGGAGUACCUGCGCUCGCUGCAGCGCAGCCUGGCGGAGAUCAGUCGAGACACGUUCAGCGAGUUUGAGGACGCGGUGGAGAAGGACAGCACGCGCACACCCGUCGCUGAUGGGACCGUGCAUCCGCUCACCAGCUACGUCAUCAACUACGUCAAGUUCCUGUUCGACUACGAAGGCACCUUGCGACAAUUGUUCGAGGAAGCCGAGAAAGAAAGGGGCGAGAAGGACUGGCAGGGCGGGGACCCGUCGGCACGGCAGAAGCCGCGGCUGGAGGUGGCGACGCUGCGCAUCCUGACAGUGCUGGAGAGCAACCUGGAGGCCAAGGCCAAGCUGUACAAGGACCUCGCGCUCACCCAGCUCUUCCUCAUGAACAACAAGCACUACAUCGUUCGCUCCAUCCGCAAGUCGGAGCAGGCGCGGCAGCUGGUGGGGGAGGAGUGGAUACAGCGGCAUCGCAAGAUCGUGCAGCAGCACCAGGCCAUGUACCAGAAGCUGGCAUGGAGCAAGGUGCUGACCGUGCUGAGCCCGGUCGGGGAGGUGAUCAACAAGAACACACUCAAGGAGAGGCUGAAGGUUUUCAACGCUGCGUUUGAGGAGCAAUACAACAAGCAGCUCACAUGGACCAUACCAGACGCGGAGCUACAGAAGGCGGUGCGCCAGGCUGUCAUCGACCAGGUGCUGCCGGCCUACCGUGACAUGCUCAAGCGAUACGGCCCGGUGGUGGACGCAUUGAAGAAUCUCUCAAAGCACGUCAAGUAUCAGCCGGAGGACAUCGAGCGUCUCAUCAGGCAGCUGUUUGAGGGCCGCCAAGUGGUGGCCGAGGCUAGCAAGGGCAAGGCGUCGCUGCUCAAGUAG
Molecule: messenger RNA, 1791 nt
Organism: Closterium sp. Yama58-4
Lineage: Eukaryota; Viridiplantae; Streptophyta; Zygnematophyceae; Desmidiales; Closteriaceae
Source: the annotation of a GenBank genome assembly